AUGAUAACAAGAGAGAAAGGGGAAUCGGUGAAUCACAGACAAUGCCUAGAAGUCGGCUUCCAGAUCGAAUUGACGCUCGGUCUCAGUCGACAUCACUCCUGGACGCUGAUACUCGGAGACACGCUUCUCGAAGAAGUUGGUCUUUCCAUCUAUCGAGAUGUUCUCCAUGAAGUCGAAUGGAUUCUUCACAUUGUACAGCUUGUCGCAUCCGAGUUCCGCAAGCAAGUGAUCGGCGACGAACUCGAUGUAUUGAGACAUCAGACGACAGUUCAUGCCAAUCAUGUCAACUGGAAGUGCCUCUGUCAAGAACUCUUGCUCGAUGCAGACGGCGUCCUUGAUAAUCUCGAAGAUACGCUCCUGUGUUAG
This is a messenger RNA of Caenorhabditis remanei, 366 nucleotides long. RefSeq lists its product as uncharacterized. Lineage: Eukaryota; Metazoa; Nematoda; Chromadorea; Rhabditida; Rhabditidae. Bases 1 to 366 code for a protein of 121 amino acids. The transcript has a single exon. The record is from RefSeq and is a predicted model, not a curated record.